AGAGCCGAGGAGGAGGCAGCAGCAGCAGCAGAGCAUCCAGUGCGGAGAGCGGGCGCAGCAGAGCAGUCUAGAGCCGUGUGCAGACCGGACCUGCGUGCCUAGCGGAUCCUGCAGCCGGAUAUUACUGGGGAGCUCACGGGGGUACGGAGAUCGGAGCGCCGUCUGUGGCAUCCCUGGGAGCAGACUCCCGGAGUUAGUCGGAGGACCGGACGAGGGGAUGAUUCCACGGUGGUUGUGUAUUUUGGCCCUUUUAAUAAGUGUCGAAGUAAAAGCAUGGAAUCAGAUGCCACGAAAAACUGUGCGGUAUUCAGGGUUCUCUGAAAACCGUCAAUCGUGGCGCAGUGGCAUCUCCCACUAUCUGACGCUGACGUUGGAUGAAAGUCGGGGUGCACUGUAUGUAGGCGCACGGGAGAUCAUAUUUUCGCUGGACCUUGAUAACAUCGGCAAGGAGCUGAGGCCACCGAUUAUAUGGGAAGCCCCCGGUGAACGGAAGCUGGAGUGUUUUAAUAAAGGAAAGAGCAAUCAGACGGAAUGUUUCAAUUAUAUCCGCAUCCUUCAGAAAUAUAAUGAAACUCAUCUCCUUACCUGCGGGACCUACGCCUUCCAGCCCAAGUGUGCUUAUAUAGAGCUGUCAACCUUCACUCUGGAUAGUGUUAACAUAGAAGAUGGGAAGGGAAAAUGUCCGUAUGAUCCAUCUACAGGCCAUACCGGGCUUGUCGCCGAUGGGGUUUUGUACACCGCUACACUGUUCAACUUCCUGGGCACAGAGCCGGUGAUCCAGCGCAGUAUGGGGCAGCAUAAUAGCAUCAAGACGGAGUAUCUGGCGACAUGGCUGAAUGAGGCCAAGUUUGUGGGCUCCGCUCAUAUGCCGGAGAGCAUGGAUAGCAAGGUGGGCGAUGAUGACAAGAUCUAUUUCUUCUUCACUGAACGUGCCCUGGAAUAUGACUGCUAUAGUGAGCAGGUGGUGUCUCGGGUGGCCCGCGUCUGUAAGGGAGAUUUAGGAGGAGCUCGUACCUUACAGAGGAAGUGGACCAGUUUCUUGAAGGCCCGGCUUGUGUGCUCCAUUCCAGAACUUCAACUUCACUUUAACCUCUUGCAGUCUGUCUUUACCCUGCGUACCGACCAGUGGAGGGCUACGCAGUUCUAUGCCGUCUUCCAGGCGCGCUGGGGUGAUGUAUCAGUUUCUGCAGUUUGCCAGUAUGCCAUCCAAGACAUUCACAAGGCCUUUGAUGGACCUUACAAGGAAUACCGCGAGCAAGCCCAGAAAUGGGGUCGUUACUCUGACACGGUGCCCAGUCCACGGCCUGGAUCGUGUAUCACAAAUUUCCACCGGCAUCAUGGAAUGAACAGCUCGAUGGACCUUCCUGAUAACACGCUCAACUUCGCCAAGAAGCACCCCCUUAUGGAUGAAUCUGUUCAGCCUGUUCAAGGGCGCCCUCUGCUGGUGCGAAAAGGAGUCAACUUUACAACUCUUGCCGUGCACACAACUACGGGGCUGAACGGGGAGUUAUAUGAUACGCUCUUCAUUGGAACAGGAAAUGGAUGGCUGAACAAAGCUGUACGUUUGGGUUCCUCUAUCCAUUUAAUUGAGGAACUUCAAAUGUUUGAUAAGCCUUAUCCCGUCCACAGCUUGGUCCUGUCUACUGAGAGGUCUCUUCUCUUUGCCGGCUCUCCAUCCGGACUGGUACGUCUUCCCAUGGCAGAUUGCAGUAAAUAUCGCUCCUGUGCCGACUGCAUUCUAGCUCGAGAUCCCUUCUGUGCCUGGAAUCUGAGCUCCAGCCGCUGUGUAGGAUCUGAUACACAAGAUGGGGAUGCGCUGCUGCAGGACAUUGAAAAUUUCGAUACGUCCAUGUGUGAAGUUCAGUAUAUGAAGUUAUCAAAGCCCUCAUUAAGAAAUCUUACCGUAGCCAUUGGGACAAAUGUCGUUCUCCCUUGUGAGCUGACCUCCAACCUAGCCCAACCCAUAUGGAAGUUCAAUGGUCAGGAUUUGAGACAGGAUGAAAAUGACUCCGUGCUAUAUGAUAUUACCCUUCAGGCUCUGGUUAUUCUGGGAGUUAAUGCUCACCACUCUGGUACAUACAGUUGCUUUUCGGUUGAACAGGGGGCCCACUUUCUCUCAAAAAAUUACAAGUUGAGUGUGGUGGCUUCCCCAUCUCUGACUUUGGAAUCCUCUGCCCCCAUGGACGGUCUGGGUUUGGUGUGGAUGAUGGUUAUAGCUCUUGGGGCUGUGUGCUUGGCCCUUUUCCUGGCUGUAGUCUAUCUGCGAAGAAAGCUACAAGAUGAGAUGGACAAAGGUUCUAAGACCCUGGAGAAUACUCUUGUGUAUCCCAUCCAGUUACCUUCACAACCCAAAAUCGCAAAGUGCCUGCCUAGUGCGGACUCGGAUGAGAAACUGUGGGACCCUUCCUCCUACUACUAUUCUGAUGGAUCUCUCAAGAUAGUUCCAGGUCAUGCACUGUGCCAGAACAGCACAGGUUCAUCCUCUCCAUCUGGCAAUGGCAUCCCAGGUCAAGCCCUACCUUCCCCACCUCUUCAUUCGCCUAAUCACAUGCUGCUGUCAGGCGUUAGGGGUUCCAACAGCAAUGGAUAUAUACGUCUUACGCUAGGUGGUGGUUUAAGUGAGGAUCGGCCACCACUUGGGGACCUAAAUGAAGAACUGAGGUGGAAACUGAAGCAGAGGCAAGCUUUGCCGGACUCCAAUCCAGAGGAAUCGUCUGUCUGACCACCCCUGUUGCCACCUGCACAGUUUGCACUGUUUUAUUUUUUAUUUUUUCCUGACUUUUUUUUAUUUUUAUUUGGAACUACCUCAGGGACUGGAGAUUUUGGGGGGAAGGAUGUGGCCAAAAUGUAAUUUCCCUCUCCCCAGUGGUCUCCACUGCAGAUGUAUGGAAGCGAGGAGAAGACCUUUUGCGGUUCUUUGUCCAGAUGUGCUAGCUCACAUUUCCCCACCACCAUUCCUGUGACUUGUAUGACUUCAGUAUUUGUAGAUUUGAUGCAUUCAUGAGUGACGUUGGAUCCAGAGAGUAACUGAGGAACCAGUCACCUCCCAUUCCAGGAACUCUUGGCCAGAAGAGCAAUAACAGAAGACUCUGCAACCUGUUCACUCUUCCUCACGGUGCAGGGAUCAGUCGCUAACCACUUUGUUGCCGAUCUUGCAGGUUUAAUGGCGUAUGGCAAUAAAAUCACUACUGUUUUCUAUAGCAUUUUUACACUAAAAGUUUACAGCGCUUUGUAAGUGACCUCCAAGCCUUGUAGAGUCCAAAUAGAGGAAAACCGCCUCUAGCUGGCCAGCUGUUGUGCCACUACCGGUAGCAAGCAUCCACUCACUUCCUGGUGUUACUUGCUGACUCUUGUAGUUCCACAGGAUAUCGCUGGCUUUGUUUUGGCCAAGCCUGUAUUGGAGAAAGGAGUGCGUCCGUAUGGGGAAUCUAAAGAAAGUAGACUUCCACAUAUCCAACUUUUUACUCGAUAUCAGCAGCAUUGUAUAAAUACAUAUUAGGUCCCCUUCAAAAAUUGCCCUCCCUUCCCAUGCAAAAUGGGUCACAUGCAAAAUGACUGCUUCGAUCACGUAAUCGUGAUGCAGCCCACCCUGGUUGCUGAGUGUUCGUGUAAAUGACUUGUUUUUAGAUGCAUGAAAAUGAAUGUGAGGGUGUAUUAACACUUAGAGCAUUGUUCUUCUGGAAGCUGGACAAUCCUUCUAGAAAACAUGUUCUGUUUUUUGGCCAUGACUCUAUGUCCAUGCCGUUCCAUAGCCCCCAGCCCUUCAAUCAUUCCGCUGUGAGUUACAAACGAGAACAUUUCAGAAAUCCAUAGACAAGGCCAGGACUUGUGUGGGUAAAAAAAAAAAAAAAUAUUUCCACUGCCAAAUAUAAUUUUUUUUUUUUUUUCUUGUAUUUUAUUUUUUUUAUUUUUUUUUCAAUUGUCACGUGUCUGCGAGUGGCCGGAGGGAGGGAUGAGAGAGUUGUGCUGUAUAUACAUAUUCACUGUUUUUAAAACCAAACCUCCAUGGGGUCUGCACGCUAAAAAUAUCUUUUUUUCCAUCCUCUUGUGUAAAUAGGGUCCUGCGUUCUCACGCUCUCUCGUUCCCUGGUCCCUGCUCAUUCUGUAGUUCACCGUGUAAUUUAUUUGUCUGUUUGAAAUAUAUUUAUUUCCUGUAAAUAAGUAUUUUUAUAUUGAGAAAAUAAAAAUGGAAUUUAAACCUGAA
Messenger RNA from Bufo gargarizans (Asiatic toad), 4204 nucleotides. It is a transcript of the gene SEMA4C, whose product is annotated as semaphorin 4C. The coding region runs from base 218 to 2722 and encodes 834 amino acids. Gene Ontology annotation, molecular function: chemorepellent activity; semaphorin receptor binding. NCBI's taxonomy places the organism in Eukaryota, Metazoa, Chordata, Amphibia, Anura, Bufonidae. Gene Ontology annotation, biological process: axon guidance; muscle cell differentiation; positive regulation of cell migration. The transcript is spliced from 15 exons. The record is from RefSeq and is a predicted model, not a curated record.